CCGUCACUUAGAACAGGAUAGGCAGCCUGGCGGUAUGUGACAGACAGUCUACCAGUACCCCCAGUAUCUCGUCUCACACACAGAGAUCAGCAAGGGAGGAGAGAGUUUGCAUUCUCAAGUUUAAUGUGCAGCUCGACAUGCCACCUCAAAUGGAUUACUUCUACCACGAGUCCCGAGUCCCUUCUGCUUGCGGGCUGACCCGGGAGGAUGAGCUGGAGCCCGGCGUCAUCAGCUGUAUGCUGGUCGGAGACGGAGCCGUCGGGAAGACCAGCAUGAUAGUCAGCUAUACCUCCAAUGGAUACCCGACGGAAUACCAACAGACCGGUUUUGACGUUUUCUCUGGUCAGGUCCAAGUAGAAGGAUCUCCGGUUAAAGUUCAGCUUCUGGACACUGCUGGACAGGAGGAGUUUGAUGGAUUCAGAGCUCUGUCCUACGCCCACACGGACGUCUUCCUCCUGUGCUUCAGCAUGGUCAACCCCACCUCGUUUCACAACAUCACCAAGAAGUGGGUUCCGGAGAUCCGGGCUUAUAACACCUCCUCGCCCAUCGUUCUCGUUGGGACUCAGUCGGACCUCUUGCUGGACGUGAACGUCCUCAUCAACCUGGACCGAUCUCAUGUCAAGCCUAUCCCGAGCUCUCGGGCCCGGAGCAUGGUGGAGAAGAUCAGGGCUGCAGACUACGUGGAGUGUUCUUCGCUCACGCAAAAGAACUUGAAGGAGGCGUUUGAUGCUGCCAUCUUCGCCGCCAUAAAGAACAAAACCCGCAAGUCCAAGAAGAGGAGGUUUUCUGACAGACGCACAAAAGCUUUCUCCAGGUGCAGCUGGAAGAAGUUCUUCUGCUUCAUCUGAACUCAUAAACAGACUGCUAACCCUGUGGGUUGUGGACUUUAAUUUAUUCAAAUCAUUUUCUUUAUGUUGUCAUAGAUCUGAUCUGUGGCAGUUAAGCAUUCUUCCCUGGUCGUACUUUGGUUAUUUUACUUGGGGAUGCCAAAUGGUGCAAAGGGGAAACUAUACAUGAGCACAGUGAACAUUGGGAACUGACAUCUGUGGGGACAGCAGAGAGGAUACUGGGUCAUUCUCAGCCAGAGUUUCACACUCCAGCAGACACACUCAGGACAGCAUCAUGUUUACAUUAAAUUCAAAUGUUUGAUUGUUCCAGGACAAUAGAACAAAACAUAUGUUACAUAUUAUAAUCCAAAUGUGUGUGUAUGCAUCACUGGUGUGAGCCACUUGAGAAAAGAAGGGCAGUGAAUUGAAACUUUAAAUGAAUAUAUCAACAAUCAGCUGCAGAGAGAAAGCAAAGGCCCUCAUGUAAAUGUUGUGAAUUUGCAUUUUGUGCUUUGCUACCAGCUGCAGCCUUUAAUGUAAGCGAGAGAAAAACAGAAAGUGGCCGUGUUUGAGCAGAUGGGCGUUAGCCACUUCUCUGUUGUAUUCUCGCUGUCUGCCUACUCCAGCCUAUUUAUAUGCGGCAGCUGCAAGUUCAGGUUGCAGUGCGAGGUGCAACAUUCUUACCUGUGUGUGAAAGCUCCCCCGGCUGGUUUGGAUUGGUCUUUUCUCACCUUCGAGUUAAUCAACUCACAAUCUUAUCACCCCUGACAUUUCUGUUCGGUUGAGAUUUGAUCAACUGAUUUAACAUCUGUGGAAAAAGUAACGCAGCGGCAUGAUUUGUCGAAACAAAUGUAUUUCUUCUGUCUUAAUUCUCGGAUCGGCACAGGAACUUUGUGAAAAUCCUCUUGCCUGAGGUGAAAGGUUGCACAGGAGCGAUAACCUUUGGCUUUUUGUUCCCGUCUCCCAUCAAUCUGCAUCUGUAAAAGCAAGCACUGCAGGAGUCUCCACUCCCAUCCUGUGGAUCCUCCCAACACCACCGUCAGCCUGGCUUUUUUAAUUUGCCCCUCUUUUGUUUACAUGCUCAAUACACUCCUUAUCUGCUCAAUAGCCCAGUGUUUACAGAGAACGCUAAACAGCCCCUGCUUGAAUGUAAGUGUAAGGUAAUUCACUUUUUUUGUUUUCAAAAAAGCCUUGUGUCUGUGAUGUAUUUGCUAUAGAAAGUCAGAUUGUGCACUCCAGAGGCUUUACUAUACUUCUUGUGGAAGUUACCUUCAUGUAUAUGCUAUUCUGUUUGUUAAAACAGGCCAUUUGUCAUGUUUAUGUAUAUGAAAUAUUCAAUAAGUCAUGGAUUUUAAAUGCAUUAAUAUACUCCACAUAUGUUUUGUUCCAUGUAUCCCUGUCACUAAUCUCCUUCUCUGUGUGUCAUUAUUACAUUGGGGGAGUGAUGUGAUGCAAAUAAAAUG
Molecule: messenger RNA, 2290 nt
Organism: Cottoperca gobio
Lineage: Eukaryota; Metazoa; Chordata; Actinopteri; Perciformes; Bovichtidae
Gene: rhov
Product: ras homolog family member V
Exons: 3
Coding region: 138-848 (236 amino acids)
Biological process (GO): small GTPase-mediated signal transduction
Molecular function (GO): GTPase activity; GTP binding
Source: RefSeq, a predicted model, not a curated record